CCAGAGAGAGGGACUGAGACACAGACCAGUGUCGAGGGGGAAGCAGCCUGAGGUAUGUCCUCGGGAAGUUAAUAUCAACAGCAGUGGGAGAAAUCAGGCCGCGGGGUGCUGCACCGAGCAACAGGAACACCCCUGUCGCCGCUACCUCCACACCCACCCCCGUGGAGCUGCCCCUCCUCUCCGCCCCUUCCUGCGGUUGUUUCACGCCGCUGUCUGGCCGCAGCAGUCCGGCUGGAACAUCCCCGAUGCACCGCGGCGGCUGCCAGCAAGGCGCCGGGAGCCUCCCACCCACCACACGGUGCAAUGCAACACGGGCUAGUGCUUCCAGGGUGUCCCGCUACAGCUAACGGAGCUUUUGUUUAAAUACUUCGAAGGUAACAAAAAAAAAAAAAAAAAGCCAUGACAUGUCGAGUCACAUCUGGGGCCUCUGCUCGGAUGUUUUCUGCUAACUCUGGACUGCCGGUUCAUGUUUCUUCCGUUCACUUUUAAGAAGAGCUCCCCCCGCCCCCCCUCCCCGGAUUAACUCUCGACAUUCUGCUGCUGCGGUUUAUUUAUUUAUUGUAUGGAAAGUCUUUGGGAAUUUCAAGACAUGGUAACGCGUGAAAGCGAGAGAAAAAUAAGGAUUUAUUUUGGCUCAGACAACUAAGAAGGAAUCACAGGAGCCCAUAGGGUACCACCGGUUGAACAGAGCCUUUUAUUGAUACCGUUACAUGAGUUAUUUUCCGUGAAGUGGUUGUGGUGAAAGGUCAGGUUCUUUCACUGUAAGGGGCCUAAAUUCACGCUUUGAAGUUUCAAGUCGGACAUUGGGAGCGUUUCUUCAUCAACAUGGUCAUCUUCAACGGGCAGCUGAAGAUCAAGAUCCGCGAGGCUCUGGACCUCAAGCCCACAGCUUGGUCCCUACGUCACGCCGUCGGCCCCAAAACCCAGACGUUCCUCCUGGACACGUACAUCGCUCUCAACGUGGACGACUCCCGCGUGGGUCAGACCUCCACCAAGCAGAGGACCAACAGCCCCGCGUGGAACGACGAGUUCACCACGGAGGUCCACGACGGCCGCAGGAUCGAGCUGUCCGUCUUCCACGACGCGCCCAUUGGCUACGACGACUUCGUGGCCAACUGCAUCAUCCAGUUUGAGGACAUCCUGCACAACGGGAGCAAGCACUUCGAGGACUGGAUUGACCUGGAGCCAGAGGGGAAGGUGUAUGUUGUCAUUGACCUAUCAGGAUCUUCCAGUGAAGCUGCUCCGGGCUCCACAGAGAAUGAGGAGCGAGUGUUUCGGCAGAGGAUGCGUCCCAGGAAGCGCCAGGGUGCCGUCCGUCGGAGGGUCCACCAGGUCAACGGACACAAGUUCAUGGCCACCUACCUGAGACAGCCCACCUACUGCUCCCACUGCAGGGACUUCAUCUGGGGGGUCUUAGGAAAGCAGGGGUACCAGUGUCAAGUGUGUACCUGCGUGGUCCACAAGCGCUGCCAUGAGCUGAUCAUCACAAAGUGUGCAGGCAUGAAGAAGCAGGAUGACACAGUCGGAGAGCAAGUCGGGUCUCAGAGGUUCAGCGUCAACGUUCCGCACAAGUUCAGCAUCCACAACUUUAAAGUUCUCACCUUCUGUGACCACUGUGGCUCUCUGCUGUGGGGUCUGCUGCGACAGGGACUGCAGUGUAAAGUGUGUAAAGUGAAUGUACACAGGCGCUGCGAGAGUAAUGUAGCUCCUAACUGUGGCGUGGACGCUAGAGGGAUCGCUAAGGUCCUCUCUGACCUCGGUGUCACACCAGACAAGAUCUCCAACAGCGCCCAGAGACGGAAAAAGCUUCCUCAGGGUCAGGAUCCUGUGCAGCCGUUACCAGGGACGCGUAAGACGGAAGUCGAUCGCUCCAAGUCGGCCCCCACCUCCCCGUGUGACCAAGAUGCGAAGGAGCUGGAGAACAUCCGGAAGGCCAUGUCGUUUGACCACCGGGGUGAGGAGCACAAGAAACACUCCCUCUCCUCCACGUCAUCUGUUGCUACAGUAACAGAGGAAAGUCAUGGAGGAGGAGGAGGAGGAGGAGGGGGAGGGGUGGAGGGAGGCAGCAUUGGGACCAAGGGUGUAGGAAGCAGUGAGAACGGAGAUGUCAAAGGUCAUAUCACUCCUGAAAUGAAGAGGAUGAAGCUGCACGACUUUUUGUUCAUCAAAGUUCUGGGAAAAGGAAGCUUUGGAAAGGUGAUGCUGGCCGAGCUGAAAGGCAGCGACGAGGUUUAUGCCGUCAAAGUGUUGAAGAAAGACGUGAUCCUGCAGGACGACGACGUGGACUGCACCCUGACUGAGAAACGGAUCCUCGCCCUGGCCAGAAAACACCCAUACCUGACACAGCUCUUCUGCUGCUUCCAGACUAAG
This is a messenger RNA of Labrus bergylta (ballan wrasse), 2370 nucleotides long. The record is from RefSeq and is a predicted model, not a curated record. Lineage: Eukaryota; Metazoa; Chordata; Actinopteri; Labriformes; Labridae.